Molecule: messenger RNA, 1422 nt
Organism: Grosmannia clavigera kw1407
Lineage: Eukaryota; Fungi; Ascomycota; Sordariomycetes; Ophiostomatales; Ophiostomataceae
Product: bar adaptor protein
Exons: 3
Coding region: 1-1422 (473 amino acids)
Biological process (GO): plasma membrane tubulation; endocytosis; actin cortical patch localization
Cellular component (GO): actin cortical patch; Rvs161p-Rvs167p complex; mating projection tip
Molecular function (GO): protein binding; lipid binding
Source: RefSeq, a predicted model, not a curated record
AUGAGUUUCCGCGGCUUCCAGAAGAGCGUGGUCCGAGCACCACAACAAUUCAAGGCCAAGUUCAACAUUGGCGAGCACACCAAGGACUCGAUCUACCUGGACGCAGAACGGCGCUUUGACGAGGUCGAGAAGGAGACCAAGAAGCUGCACGACGAGAGCAAGCACUAUGCCGACGCCAUCAACGGCAUGCUCUCGCACCAGAUCGAGUUCUCCCGCGCCAUGACGGAGGUCUAUAAACCCAUCAGCGGCAGCGUCUCCGAUCCGGAGUCGUACAUCUCCGAGUCCAAUGAGGCCGGCAUCCGGGCCUGUGAGGAGUACGAGGCCGUGGUCAAGGACCUGCAGGAGACGCUCGCGCCCGAGCUAGAAAUGAUCGAGACCAGGGUGAUCCGGCCGGCCAACGAGCUGCUCGACGUCAUCCGUGUCAUCCGAAAGACUGCCGUCAAGCGCGAGCACAAAAAACUCGACUAUGACCGCCACCGCCUCGCCCUCAAGAAGCUGCAGGACAAGAAGGAGAAGUCGCUCAAGGACGAGAAGGCCUUGUACAAGGCCGAGAGCGACCUGGAACAGUCCGCCCAAGACUUCAACUACUUCAACGACCUGCUCAAGGAUGAGCUGCCUAAACUCUUUCAUCUCGAGCGCCAAUUCAUCCAGCCGCUCUUCCAGUCUUUUUACUACAUGCAGCUCAACGUCUUCUACACCCUGCACGAGAAGAUGCAGCAGUGCGACAUUGGCUACUUUGACCUGACCCGCGACAUCGAGGAGGCCUUUGAGAGCAAGCGCGGCGCCAUUCAGGACGAGGCCGAGAAGCUGACCAUUGUGCACUUCCGCAAGACCGGCGGCAAGCGCCCGCUCAACCAGUCCAAGUACGGCACGCGACCUGCCCUCGAGGCUGGCCCGCGUCCGCUCGCCAUCACCGCCGGCCCGUCCAGCUCUUCCACCUACGACUACGACGCCGAUAAGAACAGCAGCAACGGCAGCAAAGACGGCGCUGACGACCGCUCGCAGUACCACGGCUAUGCCUCGGCCUCGUCCGCACGUCGGUCCGAGGACGUCGACCGUCCGCCUCCGCCCUACUCGGCCAUCGGUAGCGGCGGCCUGCACAGCCCGUCCAAAUUUGGCGGUUUCGGCAACGCCACCAGCAGCAGCGGUAGCACUAACGCGCUGGCCGCAGCCGUGGCCGCCAAGUCCAAGCCGCCACCACCGCCCAAGCCUAAGCCGACCCGGCUGAGCGCUGUGCCGGCUCCUGAGACCGUCACGGCCCUGUACGACUAUGCGGCUGCCCAGGAGGGUGACCUCGGCUUCCGGGCUGGCGACGUCAUCGAGAUUGUCACCCGCACGGGCAACGCAAACGAGUGGUGGGAGGGCAAGCUGAACGGUCGGCAAGGACAGUUCCCAGGAAACUAUGUUCAACUGAACAGUUAG